CUGUCGCUCUGAUACAGACAGAUGUACCUCUUCAUUCUCUCUUAAUCAUCUAUAUAGCAAAGGAUACAAACUUGGACCUUGUUUUUUUGUUUUUAACAAAAAGGAUAAUGUCUUCCUUGAAAGCAGCAUGGAGGCGUUGUAAUUGAUUGUGAAGUGGAGUUUAUGCAGAGCUUGAAAGGAGAAGCUGGUGACUGAAGAAGGAAACAAGGAGAAGACGAGCAUGGCGCACUCAUCUGUUUGGAUCUUUCUGUUGUGCUUUUCUCUCACUCAUCAAAGGGCGGCAGCCCAAGCUGAAGCUUGCAGGACAGUGGAGCAGGCAGACAUUGUGUUUCUAGUGGAUGAGUCAUGGAGUGUGGGUCAGACCAGCUUUUUCAGAGUCAAAGACUUCAUCUCAGCCAUCAUGUCCUCCUUCCAGGACAACGCAGUGGGAGCUGAGGGGGUUCGCUUUGGAGUCACUCUCUUUGGGGAUGUUCCAAGGAUGCUGGUUGCUUUGACAGACUACAGUUCACUUGAGGAGGUGCUCAGAACUGUUGGAAACCUCCCCUACGGCGGAGGAUCGAGGAGGACAGGCAGCGCUCUCCAGUUCCUUGUAGAUUCUGUGUUCAGCCCUGCCAUCAGCCGAGAUUUUACCCCAAAGAUUGCUGUUUUGAUCACGACCGGACGCUCGGAUGACCAGGUCGACCUUGGAGCCAAGGCGGUUGCAGACAGUGGGAUUACACUCUUUGCAGUAGGCGUAAGAGGAGCCGAUGUGUCUGAGUUGAGAAGGAUUGUGUCUGACCCCUUCGGGGAACAUCUUUUGGAGUGUGCAGACUUCUCUCUCCUGGAAACUCUUCUUCCCAAACUGUCCCGGAGGUUAUGUUUCAGUGCUUCUGAACCUCCGCGACCUGUAAAAACCAUUCAGCCGAGUGAGCAGCACAUGGUUGGUCCCAGAGACUUGCAGGUGAGUGAGUUGGCCCACAGCUCCCUCAGGCUGACGUGGAGCCAGGCUACGGGGGACGUCACCGGGUACCGUCUCUUGGUCACACCUCUCAGCUCCAGGGGACAACUCCUUCUCAACCAGCAGAGGCAGCUGGAUCUGAAGGCAGAUGUGAGCACUGCUGUGGUGUCAGAGCUCAGUCCGAAGAUGGAGUAUUCCCUCACCCUCUACGCCGUCUACCCAAACCUCAUCGGCAACUCUGAAACAAUCACAGUAAAAACAACUUCAUUGCCCAAAGUAUCAAACUUCCGCGUUAUCGAGGAGGGAUUAUUCUCUCUACGUCUUGGCUGGACUCCUCCUCUGGGAAAACUCAAUGGAUUCAAGAUCUUUAUACCUAGGUCCAACAGACCAGGAUUAGCAUUCGAGCAGCUGCUUCCUGGAGACAUCUCUUCUCAUGUGAUUGACGGCCUGGAAGAAGAUAAAAAGUAUACCGUUAAUAUCUAUGCGGUUUACCCCGAGGGACCCAGUGAACCAGUGUCAUUAGUGGGAAAAACAUUAAAAUUAGUGGCUGUCAAGCAGUUCCUGGUCCAGAAUGCCACUACAGAUACCGUCCAAGCAAGGUGGGAGUCAGUCAAGGGGGCAACAGGAUACCGUCUGACAUGGGCAUCCCCAGAUGGUCACAUAGAGAACGUCAACCUCGGGGAGAACUUCAACUUCUACAUGAUCCAAGGCCUGCACUCAGGCUCUGAGUACAUCGUCACAAUCAAUCCCAUCUUUGGAGACACCGAGGGACCCGUCACCACCAACAAAGUCAAAACAUUGGAAAGCAGUGCAGUUCAAACUCUGAAGGCGUCCGCUGUAAGCACUAGUUCAGCUGUUGUGUCUUGGAACAGUGUCCCAGGGGCCACAGGAUACAGGCUGGCAUGGGGACCCACCCCAGAAUUUGCUGGUCGAGAUCGUCCAAGGCAAUUGGCUUUGAAUAGCAGCACUACAGAAUACAAGCUGAAGAACGUGGCUCACGACACAGAAUACGUCCUGACUCUAUAUGUGCUUUUUGGGUCCGCCGUCGGGCCUGGCAUCUCUGCGACGUUUAGAACUUCUCCUUUAGGUUAUGUAUCCAACUUUAAGGUGACAUCUUACACUAGUACCUCCAUAGCUGUGGAGUGGAGUCCUAUUGUUGGAGCCACAGAAUACAAACUUUCUUGGUACACAGAUGAGGGCAAGCCACAGUUCCAGUAUCUAGACCGAAGUGUCUUGUCCCACCAGAUCAAGGAUCUUAUCCCUCAGUCCACUUACACAAUAACUAUCCGUGCAGUGUACGGCAACUCGGAGGGACCAGAUAUUUCCUUGUCUCAACUAACAUCUGCAGUCUCAGGGUCAGAGCCAAUCCAGCCAGUGAGGGAGCUGAAAGUUGUGGACAUUGGGGUAAAUUCCUUCACCUUGUCUUGGAAGAAAACACCAGGAGUUUCAGGAUACAAAAUCUACUGGAUUCCCUUUCUUGGGGGUAAGGAGAAAUCCCAAGUGGUACCUGCUGCUUCCACAACCUUCACCAUGGACAACCUUCAGGAGAGCUCGGCUUAUAAGAUCCAGGUUUCCCCCAUGGUUGGUGGAAGGGAGGGAAGUCCUGUCCUCGUCACUGCACGAACAUUGGAUCUUCCAAAAGUGGAGGGCUUCGCUGCCCUGAACACAACUGAGAGCAGUGCAGUUCUGAACUGGACUCGUGUAGCAGGAGUCUCUGGGUAUCUUCUCUCUUGGAGGCAUAUUUCAGUGUUGGAGACAAAAACAGAAACCCUGGGUCCUGCCUUCUCCUCCUAUAAGAUCAGUAACCUGCAGUAUGGUAGAACAUACAUUUUCUCCAUCAGACCAUUGUAUGGUGAAGUGGAGGGACCGAUAAGCACCAUAUAUCAGAGAAUAUCUGGCCCCCACACUGUUUUUGUCGUCAACCCAACCAUUGCUCAACCAGCCACCAAGGGCACUGAGCCCCCCACAGCUGCACCACCAGCUAACUCCAUAACUACUAAAACGCCUCCAGUCCAGCCCAGUGUCACUAAGGCCGAGGAGGCUGCAGUCACUUCCCUGAAAGUAUCCACAAAGUCAACAGCUCCAUCACAGCCAGUAUGUGGGAAGACCAAAGCAGACAUAGUCUUCUUGGUGGACGAGUCGUCAAGCAUCGGCGUUAACAACUUUGCCAAGAUGAAAGACUUCAUUUUCCGAGUGACCACUUACUUCCCAGUUAUCAGCGCACAUGGCACACAGGUUGCCGUGGUUCAUUACAGCGAUGAGCCUCGUAUUGAGUUUCAUCUAAGUGACUUCAAAGACAGAAACUCUGUGCUCAGGGCUAUCAGAGGGCUGCGCUACAAAGGUGGCAACACCAAAACAGGAAAAGGCAUCGGCUACGUUCUGCAGGAACUGUUCAAGGAGUCUUUGGGGAUGAGACAAGAUGUGGCCCAUGUUCUGGUUCUGAUCACAGACGGCAGGGCCCAGGAUGAUGUGACGCCACCUUCCAUUGCACGUGCUUUAGGGGUUAGCAUAUUAGCAGUUGGAGUUUCCAAUGCCGACAUCGAGGAGCUGAGUAAAAUUGCAGCUCCCAGCAGCUAUAAAAAUAUCUUCUACUCGCCAACCUUUGAUGACUUCCCCUCCAUAGAGAGAGAAUUUAUCCAAAGCAUCUGCAGUGAGGAGCUUCUCUCUGAAUUCAAACUACAGGAUGAGUUUGCUCAGUUGGACACUCCGACUGAAGACCCAGAGGAGCUGAAUAAGCCUUUAGGUCCCUGCGCCUCACAGUGUGUCAAGGGCCAGAAAGGGGAAAAGGGAAACGGUUUUGGUGGUUUGCAAUUUAGGCAAAGCCCUGGACAGUUUGAUCCUUUCAUAUCAUCCAAAGGAGAAAGAGGAGAGAAGGGAUCUCCAGGAACGGAUGGUAUCCCUGGGUUGCCAGGACGACCAGGACGAACGGGACCUCCAGGUUCUGCUGGUCAGCGGGGCCUUCCAGGUGUCCCGGGGGAAAUGGGACCUCCAGGUGUCUCCGGUUCAAAGGGACAAAGGGGAGAGAGAGGAGAGCCUGGCUAUGUUAUAGCUGGUACAGAUUCAAAUUUUGUGCCUGGGAGAAAAGGAGAACCUGGAUCUUCAGGCCCGCAGGGACCACCUGGGGUACCGGGAGCGAAUGGAUCACCUGGCCUCCCCGGCCAGGCAGGCCCGCCAGGAUCACCAGGAAUAUCUGUGAAGGGAGAUCCUGGAGCUAUGGGUGCCAAAGGUUUACGAGGGAAGCAAGGCUUGAAAGGAGACAAAGGAGAGCCAGGAAAGGAUGGAAUUGCAGGUCUUCCUGGUCCCAUCGGCAUUGAUGGCAUACCAGGAUUGCCAGGUCACAAAGGAGAAAAGGGUGAAGAUGGACUCGGUAUACAAGGAAUCCAAGGCCCUCAAGGAGAGAAAGGAGAGAAGGGAAAUAUUGGCUUAACAGGAGCAGAGGGACUAAAGGGUGACCGUGGAGACCAGGGCAUCCAGGGACUUGGUGGCCCCCGGGGGAAAAAGGGCGUCAAAGGAGACAAAGGGGACAAGGGAGAGCAAGGAGAAAAAGGACCUGAUGGACCACAAGGACCUCAAGGAUUAAUUGGGCCAGUUGGAUUGAAAGGAGAUGAAGGACAAAGAGGAGCCCCAGGAGAUCCUGCAAUGGGUAUAAUUGGUCCACCUGGAAAAAAAGGUGCCAGGGGAGAUCUCGGCCCAAUUGGUCAAACAGGCCCUCAGGGAAUAAAAGGAGAUCAAGGAGAGAAAGGGGAGAAGGGAAGUCCUGGUUUUGGGAUUCCAGGUCUGCCAGGACAGAAGGGGAUAAAUGGUGAGAGGGGAAAUGUUGGUCUAUCAGGAAAACCAGGACCAAAGGGCAAAGAUGGUGCAAAAGGGGAGAAAGGAAGUGUUGGCUUGCCUGGAAAUUCUGGAGAACCAGGAUUAAGAGGUAAAGAUGGAGCAUCUGGACCGAAGGGAGAGCCAGGAACGAAGGGUGACCCAGGGUUAACUGGAGAGCCCGGUGAAAGAGGAAUAAGGGGCCCAUUGGGGUUACCAGGGCGACCAGGUGACCCUGGAGAAAAAGGUGAACCAGGUCUUCCUGGUACUGAUGGAAAAAAGGGAGAUAAAGGAGAGAUGGGGAAACCUGGACCCCCGGGUACACAAGUUGUUGCAGAAAACAACAUACUGACCAGAGUUAUUAAGGGUGACCCUGGAGAACCGGGCCAGGCUGGCCUGAGAGGAGAAACUGGUCUACCUGGGCCAAGAGGACCAGAAGGGAAACCUGGAUUACCGGGAAAUUCGCAGGGCUCUGGAAGAGAUGGACUUGACGGCCUUCCAGGAAAACCGGGAAUAAAGGGAGAUAAAGGGCAUAAAGGUGAACCUGGUCCAAGAGGAGAGCAAGGGAUUGCUGGAAUGCCUGGAUUACCAGGAACUCCAGGGAGACCAGGGAUUGAUGGGAAGAGAGGCCUCCCUGGAAAGGAUGGAGAAAAUGGGUUCAAAGGAGAGGACGGUGAAAAGGGCGACAAAGGGGAUCCUGGUGUUAAUGGGAAAGAUGGAAGUAAAGGGGAGCCAGGGCCUCCAGGUUCGCCAGGGAGGCAGGUGCUGGUCACGACUGAGGGCGCCACAAUUGAUGACAUUCGGCAGGCAUUUCCAAUCCCAAUGGGUCCACCAGGAGCUACUGGUGCACCAGGAAUGAAGGGUGAAAAAGGAGAGCGAGGCCUGAAAGGGGAAAAGGGGGAUGCUGGCACUGCUGGAAAGUCUCUGGAAAUGAAGGACAUUGAAGAAAUGUUUGAAAACUAUGGAAUAAGGCUGCCUUUGUUGAAGGCUUUGAUUGACAGGCUGCUGCAGGAUGGUAUAGAGGAACUGCUCCAAGUGCUCACCACAUCCAAGAAAAAAGAAAAAACUGAUACUCACACCUCCAAUGUCAUCACUGAGUACACUAGUUCUUUGAAAUUUGAUCUCACCAGCAAGCCGCUGAUAGCGUUAGAUGAUGAGGACCAACAUUUAGAGGUCCAGCCGCAUGAUCCUCUGUCAACUGGUCCUUUGAUUGAAACUGCAGAGGGUCCAACGCUAUGGACCAUAACUACAGUGGACGGAGAGAAGAAACUCACCAAAUUAAAAGGAUCCAAAGGGACAGGGGAAGAAGACUGGGACGGGGACAAAGUGUCUUCACUCAAAAUGAAUCUGACUCUGGUCAAUUCUACCUUGAACUAUACCAAUCUUGAGGAGACAGUCUCAGGGUUGCCUGAAACUGUGCUGCAGACAGUUCUCACACAGGACGAACCGCUGAAGAAGAACUCAGCACCAAAGAAGAAGAACAGGAAACAUGGGAAAGGCAAAGGAAAUAAAGGACGACAUAAGAGGCAGAGACAAGGCCUGAUGAAUAUUGACCACAAGCAAAAGGAAGAUGAAAAUGAGGACUUCUACGACGAUGAAGAAUAUACUUAUGAAUACGAGGAAGAACUUUUCCCAGACGAACCUACAGUCUCUCUGGAGAGGACAGAGAAGAGAGAGGAGGAACAGCUACUCACACAAAGUCCAGACCUGUUUGAAACCUCCAGUCGUCCUCUAGCCACUGUCAGAGAAACCGAUGCACAGAUUAUCACAACCACCACAUCACCUUCUUCAUCUCUGGAUAGUGUAGAUAAGGAUGAGGUGACUCUGCCCACUCCUCCGGCAGGAACAGGAGAAUCAGAUAAGGAGCCUCAGCCUCAAACCAGAGUGAAAAGAGACACAUUUUGGCAUGACUCAAUGGUAUUUAUUCCAGGUGCUCCAGGUGGAAGAAUCCGGAUGAAGGAAAUGCAAAAAAAUCCGUCCUCUGGAGCGCAGGGUUACAGCAGCUGGAGGAGACAAAAGCUCAACAAUCUCAAUGCUCAGGGACAUGCAAAUAGGGAGAGGCAAGAAAUGGGAGAGAAAGAGAUAUACAGUGAUGCAAAUGGAGAGAUAAUGUUUGGACCAGAUGAUCUGACUGAGAGAGUAACUGUAGCAGAACCAGAAGCCGACCCUGAUCUGGUCUACGAGGUGGAGGAGGAGAGGAGUGGCGACUACGACUGGGAGACGGAGGAAGAUGUCGAUCGCGAGAGAGAAACCGAAGAGGAGCUGGAGAGGCAGCGCGAGAAGGAGAGGCUGGAAAUGGAGAGGGAAAGAGAGGAGCUGGAGAAGGAGAGGGAGGCCGAACAUGAGACGGAGAGAGAAAAGAUGGAAGGGGAGAAGGAUGUGGAGCAGGAGGUGGAGAGAGACUUUGAGAGGGAGAGGAAGGAGUGGGAAAGGAGGAGGGCGGAGAUGGAGAGGGGAAGAGGGGGAGGAUACAGUGAAGAAACUGGACAGCCAUACCCGUACCCUCCACAGUACUUUUUUCAGAAGGGGCAGCCAGGUGAGAAUGGGAAACCGGGACCAAAGGGGGAAAUUGGUGAAAAAGGACAAAAGGGUGAGCCAGGUAUUGGUUACAGAGGGCCAGAGGGCCAAGCCGGCCCCCCAGGGCAAAAGGGUGAGCCGGGUGAGCCAGGACCUCCAGGAGCGCAGGGCAUCCAGGGCAUUAAUGGAAAUGCAGGAAUACAGGGUAUCCCAGGACUCAAGGGGCCUUCUGGAGAUCCAGGAGAGCCAGGCAGAGAGGGUGAACGGGGUAAAAGAGGGAAGAAUGGAUCGACUGGACCCCCAGGACUUAGAGGUGCACCAGGGCCUGAUGGUCUUCCUGGAGUACCUGGUGUCAAAGGAGAAAAGGGUGACAGUAUUCCAGGUCAGCCUGGUGCCAGAGGAGUUCCUGGUCCACCUGGCAGACAGGGUGAAAGGGGAACCGCAGGUGUUAAAGGAAGCCCUGGUCAUAUUGGUCCAAAAGGCUUGCGGGGCAACAAAGGAGAAAAGGGGGACCGCGGCGUACCUGGACUCAGAGGAGAGAGAGGGAGCGUACUUCAGAUUCAAGGACCUCGUGGUUUCAAGGGCUCCAAAGGGGAUGCGGGUGAGAGGGGCCCACCAGGUUUUGACGGGGAUAAAGGAGAGAAGGGUGAGGACGGUCCUCCAGGAGUAAAGGGCCUCAAAGGGGACGCGGGCACUAAAGGGGCACUGGGUCGAUUUGGAGCGCGAGGGCCGGUGGGCCAGAAAGGGGAACCUGGAGAGCCAGGGCUGAAUGGAGUGAUGGGGCUCAACGGACAGCAUGGAAUGGAUGGAGAAAAAGGCGACAAAGGAGAUGUUGGACUUCAAGGCAUGCAGGGUGAUCAGGGCGAUCCAGGAGAACCGGGCUUUUCUGGGAAUACAGGGGAGAAGGGAGAAAAGGGUUUCAGAGGGUUUUCUGGACGCACCGGUAAUCCCGGGCUUGACGGCGAAAAGGGAGAUCCAGGCGUGCCUGGCAGUGCAGGUUUACCAGGACUUAAUGGACUCACAGGACGCAAGGGGGACAAAGGAGUUGGAGGGACCAAUGGUGCUGAUGGUGACCCAGGGGAGAAAGGGGAUAAGGGUGCUGCAGGUUUCCCUGGAUUUCCAGGCUUCAAGGGGUCAGCUGGCAGUCCAGGAUUAGAUGGAGAUGAGGGACCACCCGGGGCCCCUGGUCCUCGUGGGGAUACGGGACCCAAGGGUGAGCGGGGCAGGAGGGGCAAAACGAGGCCAUGCCAGAGGGGGGUGCCAGGAUCCCAAGGACUGCGAGGAGAAAUUGGUUCAGAGGGUAUGGAAGGAGCAAAGGGGGAAAAAGGAGAACCCGGAUUAUCAGCUGAAGACGUGAAGGAGCUUGUCAACCAGGAGGUGGUUGAAAAGUGCGGACUGGAAUACAAGUUUAUGGUAAAGUCUGUGGACCCGGAUGCAUCAUACGUGGUUACUGGUAGCAAAACUACCAGUAAGCCCAAAGAUUUGGCGAUAAACAUCUCUUCUGUGACUGAACGUCGUGAAGAAAGGACGAGACAUGACGCUCAAAAACAAGAAUCCAACAGCAACAUGAAAGAAGUUACAAGUACUCUUCCACUGAAUCUCGAAGAGGCCAGGAGCUCACGAAAUCACACUGAUUCUCAUGAGGGACGGGCUGUGAAGUCGAGAGAGAGGAAGAGAAGACGACUAUCUGGUUCUAAGGAUGAUGAUUGCUGUUUGCUACCGAUGUCAGAAGGAGCUUGUUCGGAGUACGCUCUGGUCUGGUAUUUCCACAGCCAGUCGGGGGAAUGCAGGCCUUUUGUAUACGGCGGCUGUGGUGGCAACCAAAACCGAUUCAGAUCUAAACAGGACUGUGAGAGUCUGUGUGGAACAAAGAGUGGAGUGACAGAAACUCGGUCAGCUCUGACGGAGGACCUACCUUCAGACAGCUGAUGCAGAGAUGGAAAUACAGCUUUGGCGCAGUUUCUGUCUGUCAGUGUGGUGUUACUGAAGAUACGCUGUUUUUGUUUUCUGAUUUUUCUUUAUUUAUAGUUUUUUUUUUUGUGAAAGCAAUUUGGUUUCUGGACUUUUACCAGUGAACAGAAUUGGAAUGUGAGCAACAUUAUGCCAGAGCCUGUACUUUUAUCUGUUUGUUUUAUUGGUGGAACUGACAUUGAUUGAGGUGGGUUUUUUUGUUUAUGUGAUUAUAAUUAAUACUACUGAUGAAAAAUAAAACUGGUUUUAUGUGUGUA
Poeciliopsis prolifica (blackstripe livebearer) is the source of this 9489-nucleotide messenger RNA. It is a transcript of the gene col7a1l, whose product is annotated as collagen type VII alpha 1-like. Gene Ontology annotation, molecular function: serine-type endopeptidase inhibitor activity; protein binding. The record is from RefSeq and is a predicted model, not a curated record. Lineage: Eukaryota; Metazoa; Chordata; Actinopteri; Cyprinodontiformes; Poeciliidae.